AUGCGCUCGGGAGGCGAGAUCGUGAGCAUAGCCUCGAUCCCGGACGCGUACCGGAUCCGCAACGAGAUUCCGGAGCUCUCGAGUCUGAUGUACUACAUCUUAUCCCUCCCCGGCGCGAUCGGCAGGCUGCGGGCGUGGCGAUACGGCGUGGGUUACCACGCCGAGUUUGUGGCCAGCGACACCGCGACGCUCGAUCGGCUGGCGGGAUAUUGCAGCGAGGGAAAGCUGCGUCCGGUCGUGGGCCGGGUGGCGGACUUUAAGGACCGCGGCGCUGUGUUGGGUCUGUUUGAGGAGGUUGGCAAGGCGAAGGUGUCCACUUCCGUUGAGGCCGUCACUGAGAUCUUCUCAAAGCUCACUGUCGCUCCUACCCCCGAGGAGCGUGCUCCUCUCGCGAGCUCGUUCGCCGAGAUCCUGAGCUCGCCAAUCGAGGAUCACGACGUCCCUACCGCCGUCGUUGAUAAGCUCAAGGCUGCGCUCGGCAACAAGAAGGAUGCCGUCGCCAGACAGGCUGCUCUCGAGGCCAUCGCUGCUCUCGCUGUGAAGCAGUUCACCCCCUCGAUCGAGCCCUACAUCGUCUCGCUCAUUCCUUCCAUCAUCGAGAAGGCCUCUGACAAGGUCCCCACCGUCAAGGCGAUUGCUGAGCCCACUGCCAUCGCCGUCACCAAGGCCAUCAACCCCAACUCGGUCAAGUUCAUCCUUCCCCUGAUCUCCAACGUCGUCUCUACGACCCCCAAGUGGCAGGAGAAGGUCGCCGCCCUUGACUGCAUCGUCGCUCUCGUCGAUGCCGCCCCCGGCCAGGUCGCCCUCCGCAUGCCCGAGCUCAUCCCCCUGCUCUCUGAGGCCAUGUGGGACACCAAGGCCGACGUCAAGAAGGCCGCCCGCGCCGCCAUGGUCAAGGCUACCGAGACCAUCCAGAACAAGGAUAUCGAGAAGUUCAUUCCCCAGCUCAUUGAGUGUAUCGCCAAGCCCUCGAACGUCCCCGAGACCGUUCACGCGCUCGGUGCUACUACCUUCGUCCAGGAGGUCACCUCGGGAACUCUCUCCAUCAUGGUUCCCUUGCUCUCGCGUGGUCUCGCUGAGCGUGACACCACCAUCAAGCGUAAGGCCGCUGUCAUUAUCGACAACAUGUGCAAGCUUGUCGAGGACCCCCAGGUCGUCGCUCCUUUCUUGCCCAAGCUCAUGCCUGGCCUGAAGUCCAACCACGACAACAUCGCCGACCCUGAGGCUCGUGAUGUCACCCUCCGUGGUUUGACCACCCUCACCCGUGUCGGUGAUGUCAAGGACGGAAAGAUCCCUGAGGUCUCCACCGCCGGUGACGUCAAGGUCUGCUUUGCCACCCUUGAGAAGCUCCUCAAGGACAAGAAGGUCGACAAGAAGUUCUCCCCCAUCCUCGAGUACGUUGCCGCCAUCGCCGGUACCUUCGUCGACGAGCGCAACAACGAGGCUGUCACCUGGACUGAGACCGUCACUCCUUACUUGACUGCCUUCCUCCACGAGGACGAGGCCAAGACUCUUGUCGAGACCUUCCGCAAGGAGUCGAUCGCCAACAUUCCCGGCUCGGCUGUCGAGGAGGAGGAGGAGGAGGAGGGUGAGGAUCUUUGCAACUGCGAGUUCUCCCUUGCCUACGGUGCCAAGAUUUUGCUCAACCGCACUGCUCUCCGUCUCAAGCGUGGCCGCCGCUACGGUCUUUGCGGACCCAACGGUUCCGGCAAGUCCACCCUUAUGCGCGCUAUCGCCAACGGCCAGGUCGAGGGUUUCCCCACCCAGGAGGAGUGCAAGACCGUCUACGUCGAGCACGACAUCGACGGCUCGCACGCCGAGACCUCUGUCCUUGAGUUCGUUGCCACCGACCCUCUUGUCGUUGACAGCUCCGAGGCCUCUGUCCAGCAGGCCCUCAAGGAUGUCGGUUUCACCGACGAGAUGAUCGCCAUGCCCAUCACCUCGCUCUCCGGAGGAUGGAAGAUGAAGCUCGCUCUUGCCCGUGCUGUCUUGAAGAAGGCUGAUAUCCUGCUGCUCGACGAGCCCACCAACCAUCUUGACACUGUCAACGUUGCCUGGCUCGAGAACUACCUCAUCACCUGCGGUAUUACUUCCAUCAUUGUCUCGCACGACUCUGCUUUCCUUGACCACGUUGUCGAGUUCAUCAUCCACUACGAGCGCUUCAAGCUGAAGAAGUACAAGGGUAACCUUUCCGAGUUUGUCAAGAAGGUCCCCACUGCCAAGUCUUACUACGAGCUCGGUGCCUCCGAGAUGGAGUUCAGGUUCCCCGAGCCCGGUUUCCUCGAGGGUGUCAAGACCAAGCAGAAGGCUAUUGUCAAGGUCUCCAACAUGACCUUCCAGUACCCUGGUACCUCCAAGCCCCAGAUCCGCGACAUUACCUUCCAGUGCUCGCUGUCGUCGCGUAUUGCUGUCAUUGGACCUAACGGUGCCGGCAAGUCUACUUUGAUCAACGUCUUGACCGGUGAGCUCUUGCCCACUCUCGGUGAGGUCUACGUGCACGAGAACUGCCGUAUUGCCUACAUCAAGCAGCACGCUUUCGCCCACAUUGACCAGCACCUCGACAAGACUCCUUCGGAGUACAUCCAGUGGCGUUUCCAGACUGGUGAGGACCGUGAGACCAUGGACCGUGCCAACAGAAUCAUCAACGAGGACGAUGAGCAGGCUAUGAACCACAUCUACAAGAUCGACGGUACCCCGCGUCGUGUUGUGGCCGUCAACAGCCGAAGAAAGUUCAAGAACACUUACGAGUACGAGUGUUCGUUUGUUCUCGGUGAGAACAUUGGCCAGAAGAACGAGCGCUGGAUUCCUAUGAUGUCUGCCGACAACUCGUGGAUCCCCCGUAACGAGCUUAUCCAGACCCACGCCAAGAUGGUUGCUGAGGUCGAUAUGAAGGAGGCUCUUGCUUCCGGCCAGUUCCGUCCUUUGACCAGAAAGGAGAUUGAGGCUCACUGCGCCAUGCUUGGUCUUGAGGCCGAGCUUGUGUCGCACUCGCGUAUCCGCGGUCUGUCUGGAGGACAGAAGGUCAAGCUUGUGCUUGCCGCUUGCACAUGGCAGCGCCCUCACUUGAUUGUCCUUGACGAGCCUACCAACUACCUUGACCGUGACUCCCUUGGAGCUCUGUCGAAGGCUUUGAAGGCUUUCGAGGGUGGAAUCGUUAUCAUCACCCACUCUGCCGAGUUCACCAAGGAUUUGACUGAGGAGGUCUGGGCUGUGCUUGACGGCCGCAUGACUCCUUCGGGCCACAACUGGGUUCAGGGCCAGGGAGCCGGACCUCGUCUGGAUUCCAAGGACGGCGAAGAGGAGGACAAGUUCGACGCCAUGGGCAACAAGAUCGAGACUGUGAAGAAGGCCAAGAAGCUGAGCGCUGCUGAGUUGAGAAAGAAGAAGAAAGAGCGCAUGUUGAAGAAGAAGAAAUUGGGUGACGCUUACGUUUCUUCCGAUGAUGAGUUUUAA
Molecule: messenger RNA, 3453 nt
Organism: Myxozyma melibiosi
Lineage: Eukaryota; Fungi; Ascomycota; Lipomycetes; Lipomycetales; Lipomycetaceae
Product: elongation factor 3
Exons: 2
Coding region: 1-3453 (1150 amino acids)
Molecular function (GO): ATP binding; ATP hydrolysis activity; translation elongation factor activity
Source: RefSeq, a predicted model, not a curated record